AUGAGUACUAAAAGAAAAUAUAAACCAAAAAACCAUCGUUUAACACAAUAUAUAAAAGUGCUUGGCAAACAAAAUAAUUGGAAUAAUUAUGCUGAAAAAGUGGACGCAAUUAUUAAUUUGACAGAUAAUAAAAAUGAGGAAAUCACAAAAGAAAAACGUUUAAGAGUGAAUUCAGACUCUGAGGGAGAAAUUUCUUCAGUUCAGUCCUUUGCUUUAACAUCAACAACAUCAUCUAAACGCUGUCUUUAUCCAGUUAAAACUGUUAAUGAUUCUGCAGAAAAUUUACAACAAAAUCAUAUAGAUGAUGAUGAAAUUAUUGGGGACGAAAAUAUUAUAACUUCUGAACGUUGGGAAAAUGAGCUUGCUGAAUGGGAAUCAAUAAAUAAUCCAGGAAGUUUGAAAGGUAACCUUUUAACAGAAUAUACACAUCCGGCAAUUGAUACUAGAGCAAAAUGA
Funneliformis caledonium is the source of this 456-nucleotide messenger RNA. The record is from the annotation of a GenBank genome assembly. Lineage: Eukaryota; Fungi; Glomeromycota; Glomeromycetes; Glomerales; Glomeraceae.